Messenger RNA from Ostreococcus lucimarinus CCE9901, 978 nucleotides. RefSeq lists its product with no specific name. The record is from RefSeq and is a predicted model, not a curated record. Gene Ontology annotation, cellular component: axonemal dynein complex; axoneme. Bases 1 to 978 code for a protein of 325 amino acids. Lineage: Eukaryota; Viridiplantae; Chlorophyta; Mamiellophyceae; Mamiellales; Bathycoccaceae. Gene Ontology annotation, biological process: axonemal dynein complex assembly; regulation of cilium movement; cilium-dependent cell motility. The transcript has a single exon.
AUGGACGAGAGCGAACGCACGCACAGGGUCGAGGCGGAGGCGCAGGCGAGACGGUUGGAGGAGGCGUCGACGCGCGCGGACGCGGAGACGGCGACGAUCGAUGCGCGCGCGACUGGACGGUUGCGCGCGCUCCGCGAGACAUUUGAAAGUGAGGACGCGCGCGCGGACGAACGGUGGCGAGAAGACGUUCAAGAGGCGUUGGAGCGCGCGGAGGCGGGACGCACAGCGUUUGAGCGAGAACAAGACGCGAGGCGCGCGAGUUUUGAAGACAAACGAGAGGAGAUUCGGAAUCAGCACGGCGAGGACGUGUCGACGAUGAAAAUUAUGUAUGAAAACAAAAUCAAAGAGCUCGAGAGCGAGCUCGCGCGAGUGACCGCGCCGAGCGUCACGAAGGGAGAAUUAGGAUGCGCCGACAAUCACUGGGACGCCGAAGAAGAGCUCGACCACGAACGAGCGUACGAGCUCAUUCGCGCGCGUGACGACGCGGACGCGAAACGCCUGGCGAACACAAAGCGCCAGAUCCAGAAACUCCAAUCCAAAGUCGAUCAUUGGCGCGAGAAGACGCACUCGCGAACUUCUGAAUGGAACGCCUCGCACGCUCGCCGCGUCGCCGAGCGAGACCAACUCCUUCGUCGAUACGACGACGUGAAAUCCGGCGUCACCGCCAUGCGCGACGCCCGCGCAUCGGCGCUGCGCAAAAUGUGCGUCUCAAGCGAGCACGCCAUAAAAGAGCUCACGAGAACCUUGGAGCACGCUCGCCGCGUGCUCCGCGUGGAAUCGCUCAACGCCGACCUUCGUCGCCGGCACGGCGUCGACGUCGAAGCGUCCACACAUUCGCCUCGCCGUUCCUCGCGCGACGCCGCGAGCGACGCCAUCGCCGACUAUCAUUUCUCCGACGCACCUAUGGAUUACGCGCAGAGCGUCCUCGAGCGGUUUUACGCCCGCAGAACGGCUCAAUCUUCCCCUCGCGCGCCGUAG